AUGGCGUUCGGCGAUCCCGAGGCGGUGCGGGUGACGGGGGAGGUGCGGCUGAGUGCGGACGAGUCGCACUUGUUCAGCACUCUGAGGGACGUGGUGUCGCACUACGGACUGGGCACACAGCUGCGCGUGGCGGGUGGAUGGGUGCGCGAUAAGCUGAUCGGGCGCGACUGCAUAGACAUUGACAUAGCUCUGGACAACCUGCUGGGGAGGGAGUUUGCAGAGAAGGUCACCGAAUACCUCAAGGAGCGAGGGGAGGUCGUGCGGGGCGUGGGGGUCAUCCAGAAGAACCCCGACCAGUCGAAGCACCUGGAGACGGCGACGAUGAUGAUUCACGGCAUGUGGAUCGACUUUGUGAACCUGCGGGCCGAGGAGUACGCCCACGACUCCAGAAUCCCUCACACCAUUGAGUUUGGGACAGCAGAGGAGGAUGCUCUGAGAAGGGAUUUGACGAUCAACAGCAUGUUUUACAACAUCAGCACGGAGCAAAUCGAGGACCCCACUGGGCGAGGAAUCGCUGACCUGAAUGGGGGCAUCAUUCGCACGCCUCUCCCUCCCCACCAGACCUUUCUCGACGACCCUCUCCGAGUGCUUCGGGCUGUCAGGUUCGCUGCCCGAUUCGGCUUCUCAUUGGACGAGGAGUUGCGGGCAGCUGCAGCUUCGGAGGAGGUUCGGACAGCGCUAGGAAACAAAGUCAGCAAAGAGAGGAUCGGAAAAGAGGUAGAGCUGAUGCUGAAGUCACGCGAUCCCUACGCAGCAAUCUCCCUGGUGGUCGACCUGAACCUCUUCCCCACCGUCUUCCCGCUCCCCCACGCCCCCUCGCACACUGCUGAUGUGCCCCCUGACGACGAGUUACCUGGCCUCUGUGAAGCUUCAUUUGCAGCCACUUGCACACGCCUGCACCAAUGGGAGAAACACCUGCCCCAGGCUCUGAUUGAUCACUUGUCGGACCUUAGUGUGGGGCUGCUGCUGGCGGCGCUGCUGAUGCCUCUCAGGCACGCCCACUACCUGGAUAAGAAGAAGAAAGAGGUGCCAUUUGCACAACACAUUGUUUUGGACUCACUCAAGCUCAAACGAGCAUAUGCUGAAAUGGUGGUGCUGCUGCAUGCAGCAGCGGAGGACUUCACUGCCCUGGCGCCCCUGCUGGCCACAGCAGGGGCAGAGGGAGCAGGGGCAGCAGUAGGAGGAGUGGGUGAUGAAGCUCGAGCUCUCACGCUGAUCCAACCCCCACAUGAGGAGUUCCGAGGCAACCCAAGAGUGCUGGCAGGUGCGCUGGGUGCUGGCAGGCAAGCUCCUCCGCAAGGUGAAGGGCUGCUGGCCGUCCGCUGUGCUGCUAGCGUCCACUCUGCCCCUUGCUCUGAAGCCCUUCUUCCCAAACCCCCCCUGCUGCCCCCCUUCACUCAAAUCCACCUGUCCUUCGAAAUCCCCUCUCCUCCCUCCCCAGGCAAGCUGCUCCGCAAGGUGAAGGGCUGCUGGCCAUCCGCUGUGCUGCUGGCCUCGACUCUGCCGCCCGUUUCAUCGGCCGCCCGCAGUGAACAGUGUGGGCGGGAGGGGGAGGGGGCAAAGGGGGAGAGAGGCGAGGGAGAGAGGGAAGAGGAGGAUUGCAAGAGGAGGCGGAUGGAGGGGAAGGAAGGGGGUGCAGGAGAGGAUGUGGGGAGUGGAAGGAAGGGGUGUGAGCAGAGCGAGUUUUAUCUGCAAGUUCUACAAGCGGUGCAUGCCAUGGGUUUGGAUGGUGUGUGGGACACGAAGCCCAUACUGAAUGGCCGGGAUGUGGUUGCUGCUCUGGAGCUCAAGAAAGGCGACCCACGUACCGGAUACUGGAACCCCGCAUUUGAGCGGGGCCCUCAGUCUACCUGGCCUUCUCCAUUUUCAGGUCGACCCGAAGCGCCUGCAGCCAUGUUGGCCAUUUUCCAGAAGUCGAUAGGCGAGGCGCCGCAGGAGCUGAUGGCGCCGAAGCUGAACCGGUCGGCGUCCAUGUCGGGACGGCUUGACGCGAAGGAGAUCCUCCACGGCUUCAAGAAGGCGCACCCGGGCGCCGUGCUUAUGCAGUUUGACGAGCAACACGCUAUCGCGUACACCCACGACAUGCAAGACUUUCUCAUGCCCAGGCAAUUCGCGGCGUGCGACGACGUGUUCUGCGCGUUCGCCGGCAACAUCGAGAACCUGGCGCAGCUGCGGCAGCGGUACGGGCUGGACCGGCACGUGAGCGAGGUGAAUCUGAUCAUCGAGGCGUACAAGACGCUGCGCGACCGCCGCCCGUACCCGCCCGACCAGGUCAUCGCGGAUCUCGCAGGCGCGUUCGCGUUCGUGCUGUACGACAACAAGGCCAAGACGGUGUUCGUGGCGCAUGACGCGCAAGGCAAGGUGCCAUUGUACUGGGGCAAGUGCCUGGACGAUGGAGUGCUCGCCUUCUCCGACGACCCUGCUGUACUCAAAGCCGGCACCGGCUCUUCCUUCGCCCCGUUCCCUCUCGGCUGCUUCUACUCGUCUGACGGUGGGCUGCGCAGCUUCACGGACCCAGAGAAGCAGCUCAAGGCCAUUCAGCACGUGGACAGCCAGGGGGAGCUGUGUGGUGCCACCUUCAAGGUAGACAGCCAGCAGGACCUCACUCAGAUGCCUCUAGACUCCAAGGACGACAGUGGACGGGGCUGGUCGUAA
Closterium sp. Naga37s-1 is the source of this 2655-nucleotide messenger RNA. The record is from the annotation of a GenBank genome assembly. NCBI's taxonomy places the organism in Eukaryota, Viridiplantae, Streptophyta, Zygnematophyceae, Desmidiales, Closteriaceae.